Solanum verrucosum is the source of this 1061-nucleotide messenger RNA. Its product is annotated as nuclear cap-binding protein subunit 2. Gene Ontology annotation, cellular component: nuclear cap binding complex. NCBI's taxonomy places the organism in Eukaryota, Viridiplantae, Streptophyta, Magnoliopsida, Solanales, Solanaceae. The coding region runs from base 118 to 885 and encodes 255 amino acids. The record is from RefSeq and is a predicted model, not a curated record. The transcript is spliced from 9 exons. Gene Ontology annotation, molecular function: RNA cap binding. Gene Ontology annotation, biological process: mRNA cis splicing, via spliceosome.
UUAAUAGUUUAAUAGGUGCUUCUCACAAUUACAGCGCCUUCAUCAGAUCUGGUUUUCUCUAUUAUUUACUAGGCGCAAAAGAUACGUAGUGGGAGAUAUCCUUGGGAGCAGAACGUAAUGGCUUCUUUGUUCAAGGAUUUAGCCAAGAUUUCAGCUUAUAGGGACAGAAGAUUUCCAGGAACGCAAGAAGAAUUUGAAGAUGCUUUGUUAAGGUCGAUAACUGUUUAUGUUGGGAACAUGUCUUUCUACACAACAGAGGAACAAGUAUAUGAGCUGUUCUCUCGUGCUGGAGAGAUUAAAAAGAUUGUGAUGGGAUUGGAUAAGAAUUCCAAAACUCCUUGUGGAUUCUGCUUUAUAAUGUACUACUCUAGAGACGACGCUGAAGACUCUGUCAAAUAUAUCAGUGGAACAAUUCUUGAUGAUCGCCCUAUUCGUGUUGAUUUUGAUUGGGGAUUUCAAGAAGGUAGGCAAUGGGGCCGUGGUAGGAGUGGUGGACAGGUACGCGAUGAAUAUCGUACUGACUAUGAUCCAGGUCGAGGUGGUUAUGGAAAAUUGGUCCAAAAGGAAUUGGAAGCACAAAGGCAGCUAGUGGAUUAUGGUACAGGAUCGUUGGGCGCAUACCCACCAGUUAUGCCGCCACCUCACUAUGGUAGACAUAAUGGUGGAAACCAUGGUCGUGGAGGCUCUUAUCGACAUGGUAGAGACUAUCAUCGCAAGCGACUCAGGGAAGAUGACCACCAUCGGCCAGAUUAUCCAAAGAGGACUUAUGACCGUGAAUCUAGGAGAAACUCUGAUCAUGAAUCCAGACCGGAAAAGAAUCCGCGUUUCCGUGAGAGUGGUGAUUCUGAUGAAGAGGAUGAUGAUGAUAGGAAGCGGCGUACCUAGUUGUUUUAUUUCUAGAUGUAGAUUGCUGCUGUGUGUUACUUUAAAAAAGAGUUGAAAACCUGCUCUUUUAUGGUCUCGUUAAAAAUGUUGUACAUUUAGGAAACGUAUUUGCACCAAGAAGUAACCGUUGCUUCUGACUCUUGUUUUACCUUCAUUUAUUAGGAUCUUCUGAUGGU